Brassica oleracea var. oleracea is the source of this 1378-nucleotide messenger RNA. Its product is annotated as SNAP25 homologous protein SNAP33. Gene Ontology annotation, cellular component: SNARE complex; plasma membrane. Lineage: Eukaryota; Viridiplantae; Streptophyta; Magnoliopsida; Brassicales; Brassicaceae. The record is from RefSeq and is a predicted model, not a curated record. Gene Ontology annotation, molecular function: SNAP receptor activity. The transcript has 5 exons. The coding region runs from base 275 to 1198 and encodes 307 amino acids.
AAUUAUAUCGUCAACACAAAACUUUAAUUUCGUGGGUCGUUCUAAGUCGUUUCCGCGUUAACUCCCAUUUGUUGAUCCCUUCUUCUUCUUCUUCUUCUUCUUCGUCGUCGCAUUGAUUUGGUCCCUUGUAUUGUCAUUAAGAACCCAAUCUUCUUCUUUCUCAUCGUCUCCACUUCUUCUUCUUCGCUCAUCCAGAGGAAAGAAGGUUUAUUACUCAGCAAAUCUAGUUGUUACGUUAAGUUUCUGUGAGGUUAUUACUUUGAGAGACGAGACAAUGUUUGGUUUGAGGAAAUCUCCAGCAAAGCUUCCCAAGCACAACUCUGCUGACCCUGGCUUUCACAAAUCUUCCAAGCCCAAUCCUUUCGAUUCAGAUGAUGAGCUGGACAACAACAGCAACAAACACACACUUAACCCCUCCAAGAGGACUUCCUCUGAGCCUUCCUUGGCUGACAUGACCAACCCUUUUGACGGCGAGGAUAAGGUUGAGAAAGGGUUUACUUCGUCAUCCAAGCAGUCCUUGACUUCCAACUCCAGAUACCAGUACAAGAACAACUUCCGCGAUUCCGGAGGUGUUGAGAACCAGUCUGUUCAGGAGCUUGAGGGUUAUGCUGUCUACAAGGCUGAAGAGACUACCAAAUCUGUACAAGGUUGUCUCAAGGUGGCUGAAGAUAUAAGGUCUGAUGCUACUAGGACUUUGGUCAUGUUGCAUGAGCAGGGUGAGCAGAUCACCAGGACGCACCAUAAAGCUGUUGAAAUUGAUCAUGAUCUCAGUAGAGGUGAGAAGCUUCUUGGUAGCCUUGGAGGUAUGUUUUCAAAGACUUGGAAGCCGAAGAAGACUCGCCCUAUUAAUGGCCCUGUCAUUACUAGAGAUCACUCGCCAACGAGAAGAAUUAACCACUUGGAGAAAAGGGAGAAACUGGGACUGAACCCAGCACCAAAAGCACAAUCAAGAAGCAGAGAACCGCUUCCUGAAUCAGCUGAUGCGUAUCAGAGAGUGGAGAUGGAAAAAGCCAAGCAAGACGAUGGGCUUUCAGAUUUGAGUGAUCUACUAGGAGACCUAAAGAACAUGGCAGUUGAUAUGGGAAGUGAAAUCGAAAAGCAGAAUAAAGGACUUGAUCAUCUUCAAGACGAUGUUGACGAACUCAACUUCAGAGUGCAACAAUCAAACCAACGCGGCCGCCGCUUACUCGGAAAGUAAUGGACAGAGUUAUAUGCUCUCAUUAGUCAUUCAACUACUUCCUCUUUCGUUCCCUUCUUUGAUCUUUGUUGCUUAAAACUCAAAACUGUCAUCAUUGUUAUAUACGUUUCUAUGCUUGUAUUUGAUAUUAUUAUGAAAAAACCAAAAAUCUUGUUGUGCAAAACACAAGGUAUCUUGCUA